Cornus florida is the source of this 1474-nucleotide messenger RNA. Its product is annotated as 1-(5-phosphoribosyl)-5-[(5-phosphoribosylamino)methylideneamino] imidazole-4-carboxamide isomerase, chloroplastic. Gene Ontology annotation, molecular function: 1-(5-phosphoribosyl)-5-[(5-phosphoribosylamino)methylideneamino]imidazole-4-carboxamide isomerase activity. Gene Ontology annotation, biological process: L-histidine biosynthetic process; L-tryptophan biosynthetic process. Bases 336 to 1283 code for a protein of 315 amino acids. The transcript is spliced from 10 exons. Lineage: Eukaryota; Viridiplantae; Streptophyta; Magnoliopsida; Cornales; Cornaceae. The record is from RefSeq and is a predicted model, not a curated record. Gene Ontology annotation, cellular component: cytoplasm.
GCUUUCCUUUCUCUUUAGCCGAGUAACAUUCUCUCCUUCCUCUCUCACCAACAGUAUCUCUCGGCGGCAAAAUCCUAUAAAUCUAACUUUGUCGAGAAAAUUUGCAAAUUUGAUAAUUGCUAACCUCAGAUGUUUGAUUCACUGGAAGUUCGGAACCAACAUGAGGUAGAUUGAAUUCCGGGUCCAUGAAUGAGCGAUUGACCUCUGCAGCUUCCCAAAUGUGUUCCAAUAAAUUAAAAUCACAUUUGGGAGAAGGCAGAAGCAAGAAUCACUUCCUGUUAGUAAACAGCCCUAACAAGUCCUUCAACUCCUACUGGUGAUUCCACCUCGAGAAAAUGAGAAUUCACAACCUACGAAUUACUUCAACUUCUUCAGACCUCAAUUCACUCUUCAAAACCCUAGACUUUGCAUCCAAUGCUACCAACAAGCGACUCAAAUUCAUUACCACCAUUAUGCCGAUCUACAGACCUCAAGGGCUGUCUAUCCGAUGUGGAGUUAGAUUUCGUCCUUGCAUUGACAUACACAAGGGGAAAGUGAAGCAAAUUGUUGGGUCUACCCUUUGGGAUUUGAAGGACGGUGGGUCAACUGCAGUGACCAAUUUUGAAUCAGAUAAAUCAGCGGCGGAGUAUGCAAAUCUGUACAAAGAAGAUGGACUUACAGGUGGUCAUGUAAUCAUGAUUGGUGCUGAUCCUUUGAGCAAAUCUGCAGCCAUUGAGGCAUUACGUGCUUAUCCUGGUGGUUUGCAAGUUGGAGGUGGCGUCAAUUCGGAAAAUGCUUUGAGUUACAUAGAGGAAGGAGCCAGCCACGUCAUUAUCACAUCAUAUGUAUUCAAUAAUGGACAAAUGGACCUUGGGAGGCUUAAAAAACUUGUUGGUGUUGUUGGGAAACAGAGGCUUAUUUUGGAUCUUAGUUGCAGGAAGAAGGAUGGUAAAUAUGCCAUUGUCACUGAUAGAUGGCAGAAGUUCAGUGAUGUAUAUCUUGAUGAGAAAAUAUUGGAUUUUCUUGCCAUUUAUGCCAAUGAAUUUCUGGUCCAUGGAGUUGAUGUUGAAGGGAAAAAGCUUGGAAUUGACGAAGAGCUUGUGGCAUUGCUUGGCAGGCACUCACCGAUUCCGGUGACAUAUGCUGGUGGUGUCACAGUAAUGGCUGAUUUGGAGAAGAUAAAAGUUGCAGGGAUGGGACGUGUUGAUGUUACUGUAGGCAGCGCCCUAGAUAUUUUUGGGGGCAACUUGGCUUAUGAAGAUGUUGUAGCUUGGCAUUUCCGGCAGGAGGCCUUAGCAAUUUAGCAUCUACAAACUUCCCUUUUGUGUAACUUCGUGGACCCAAAAAAAAAUAAAAAAGGAUUAAGAUGGAUAUUGUACUUGACUAUUAUUUUUGCCCCCCCCCCCCCAAUUAUUUUUAAUUGAGUACUCCUCUCAGUGUCAUAAUUUUUUUUUUCUAUUUUUGUGGAUAAAAUAAUUUCAACAGAAAGUCUAUA